Molecule: messenger RNA, 1630 nt
Organism: Harpia harpyja (harpy eagle)
Lineage: Eukaryota; Metazoa; Chordata; Aves; Accipitriformes; Accipitridae
Product: putative methyltransferase DDB_G0268948
Exons: 6
Coding region: 176-1024 (282 amino acids)
Molecular function (GO): S-adenosylmethionine-dependent methyltransferase activity
Source: RefSeq, a predicted model, not a curated record
GGUGUCUCGGUGGUGGGUGAAGGCUUCUGUGAGCACAUGGAAAGCCCCUGGAGGACUCUCCUCUAAAAAGGGCUUUGGCAGGGCUGCUCUUCCCUGCUGGGAGUGUCUAGUCGUGAGCUGGCUAAGCUCAGCCUCUCUUCUUGCAUCACAAGAUACAGUAACCCUUUAUUGCCUGAUGUGGGUGUUUGGAGAAACGCGCUCUCGUUGCACGCUUCCGCCCACCUCGCUGGCCGUGAGCGUGCGGUCGCCUGUCAAACGAGGCAGGAGUCCUCCUGGGGGGCUCUUGGGGCCUGCGGUCACACCACGGAGCCGUCGCCGCCCCGGACGGCGCUCGCUCGGCCACCGACACAAACAGGAGACGGCCGGGAGCCUUCCGCCGCGGCGCGGUGGGCCAAGGGCAAGGUGCCGGCAGCCGCUGGGCCUUGGCUCGUUGCCGAGGUGCCGGGUCACCCAAGCAUGGCCACCCAGAUGUUUGAGGGGAGAGGGCACGCAGCUGUCUACCAGAAAUACAGGUUUGCACCGGGCAAAGAGCUGCAGCAAACCAUCCUCACCUACCUGCAGGAAAAGUGUAUGCCCUGCAGAGGAGCUGCCGUUUGAGGAUGCCUCAGUGGACCUCCUUACUUCAUUUACAGCUGCGCACUGGUUUGAUAUCGAGAAGUUCAUGAGAGAAGCAAACCGGGUGGUUAAGCCAGGUGGUUGCAUGGUCAUCAGCACCUACACCGUGGACAUGAGUCUGUGCUAUGGAAACUGCUCUGAAAAGCUGACCAAAAUCUUCAGGGAGUCCUGGGACCUGCUUUUAAAAUACUCUCAUAAUAGAAUAAAACUAGUCUUGGAAAACUACAAAGACAUCUUUGAGGCCUUGCCGUUUCCAGACAAGAAGAGAAUCACUGAUAUCUUUGACAAAAUUCCCAUGACAGUUGCUGGUGUGGUUGGUUACUUGGAGUCUGCCUCUCCGUAUCAAGCCUUUAUGAAGAAUGACCCCAAAGCUGCAAAAUCCCUCCUCCAGGAGACUGAAAAGAGUUAACAGCCUUUCCCUCCCCGGCAUCGGCAGGACGCUUGGCACAUUCUCCAGGAUGAUGCAGCGGGUGACCAGCCGUGAUGUAACAUCAGGGAUUGCAUCACCAACAUGCUUGGGCACGGUGUCUGCAGCACAAGGCACGCGGAGCGGCACAAACCAGCCCGACGUCACGGUGGCUGUGCAGCUUGCAUGUGCAGAGAGGCGUUGAAGGGUUCUGGGGUGUGUAGCGAGGCCAGCAACGCUUUGGUGGCACUGACACCCUGGGCUGGCGGGGACAGGUCCAGUGAUGGCUGCUGAGCGGAGGCCACCUGGUGUUCCCUGCCUUGGCACCAUUGCGCCAUGGGCAGGGCUCCUGCACAUCACCCAGAAUUUUUAAUUUUAAGGCUGCCUUUUUUGGGGCACUUUUUUGGUUCUUUUGAUCUUCUUUUCCAAGACCAGUGACUUCAGCAGGAGCCAGUUCCUCCCAGAUGAGCCCACCAGCUCCAAAAGGGGCUGGGAACAAGUGAUCUGAGCUUGUCCUUACUCACUUGAGUGGCAUGGCUUGUGGCCAAGACUCUUCCAUGCUUGCACCGUGUGGUGGCCGAUGAGUCACAGAGUGAUUGCCUGGCCCUG